Mauremys reevesii (Reeves's turtle) is the source of this 1908-nucleotide messenger RNA. It is a transcript of the gene SGCZ, whose product is annotated as sarcoglycan zeta. Gene Ontology annotation, cellular component: sarcoglycan complex; sarcolemma. NCBI's taxonomy places the organism in Eukaryota, Metazoa, Chordata, Testudines, Geoemydidae. Bases 226 to 1200 code for a protein of 324 amino acids. Gene Ontology annotation, biological process: heart contraction; cardiac muscle tissue development. The transcript is spliced from 10 exons. The record is from RefSeq and is a predicted model, not a curated record.
CCAUGCCAUGCCAUGCGGUGUUUUACCAGAACAAGGGUCUCUGAGCUGUCUAUGGACCAGAGCAGAGGAAGCAGAAGCUGAGCUGCCAAAAUUUUGCUGUUGAGGACUACGUAUGUCUUAAUGGGUCCUCUGCAGUGACUGGCCCCCACCACCAUAGUUUGAGCUUCACACUGCCAGCUGUGAAAUCAGGAGUCCAAGUACAGGGAUCUAUCCCCACAUCACAGGAUGACACGAGAACAGUAUAUACUGGCAACACAGCAGAACAGCCUACCAAGGAUUGAAAAUCCACAACUUUAUCCAGUGGGAAUUUAUGGAUGGCGAAAGAGGUGCUUAUACUUCUUUGUCCUUCUGCUGUUGGUUACCAUGAUUGUUAACUUAGCAAUGACAAUUUGGAUUUUGAAGGUUAUGAAUUUCACAGUGGAUGGAAUGGGGAAUCUGAGAGUCACCAAAAAAGGAAUUCGACUUGAAGGCAUAUCUGAAUUUCUACUUCCAUUGUAUGUGAAAGAAAUACAUUCCCGAAAGGAUAGCCCACUGGUCUUACAGUCUGACAGGAACGUAACGGUGAAUGCAAGAAACCACAUGGGACAGUUAACUGGACAACUGACUGUAGGAGCUGAUGCUGUGGAGGCCCAGUGUAAGAGAUUUGAAGUGAGGGCAAGUGAAGGUGAAAAGGUGCUGUUUUCUGCAGAUGAAGAUGAGAUCAUCAUUGGAGCUGACAGACUCAAAGUAACAGGCACAGAAGGGGCAGUGUUUGGGCACUCUGUGGAGACACCCCAUAUCAGAGCAGAACCUUCCCAAGACCUCAAACUUGAAUCUCCAACUAGAUCUUUGAUAAUGGAAGCUCCAAGGGGAGUCCAAGUUAGUGCAGCUGCAGGAGAUUUAAAGGCAACGUGUAGGAAAGAACUGCACUUGCAGUCCACAGAAGGGGAGGGGACUUCAGUGUUCAAGGCUAGCAGUCCAGCACCAUUCAUGUGCACUAAGUUGUAUAAGAAAUUGACAAAGCAAAUAUUUUUAAAUGCAGAUAUAAUCCGACUGGGAAAUCUACCAAUGGGUUCCUUUUCAUCUUCCCCAUCUAGCUCCUCAACUCCUCGACAGACUAUCUAUGAGCUCUGCGUUUGUCCCAAUGGUAAACUGUACCUUUCCCCGGCAGGAGCAGGCUCUACUUGUCAAUCCACUAGCAACAUCUGUUUGUGGAGCUGAAAUGACUCCAGUUUCUCCUCACACCAGAAUAGCCUUUUGUUACUGUCCCUCUGCUUCACAGUUCUGCUCGGUUUCCCUUGUGACAAAUUUGAAGCUUCAAAUGGCCUGCAGAGCAACUUCUUCCAGUGUAAGCAGGAAUACAACGCUGCCUUCUCUUGUGGCUCAUGUUACCACUCAACGUAGAGAUGGGAGUGAGAUAUUCAAAAAUAAAUGUAAUCUUCAUCAGGAAACCUGGAUCAUAAUAUCAUCUUUUGUCCAAAAGAGAGAAUAACACAGGUGCCUUUGCUACGUGAAGUGAAGCACAUAGUUUUAGUUUUAUGCAGUACCUGGAUAUAAACUGCACGCAUAUAUACAGUACUUAUACAAAUUUGCCCAGAAUCCAAUCAUGAGAUGAAUAGGUAACCCCUGUAUGAUAAUUAACUUUACUAUCUGAAAGCACAAUUUUCCAUUCAUCUUUUUGGAUGUAAACUUUUAUCCCUGAAUUUUAAAAUUUUGAAACAUUGUGUGAUGCUUGCUUUACUAAACAAUUAAAAUUCAGUACAUGGUUUUUAACAAAAAAAAAAAAAAGAGACAGAAUCCCUCUGAGUUUUGUUUCUUUAAAACAAAUGUGUUGUUACUCUGUCUUCUACGUCUAGGGUUUUGUAUGUUUAGGUAAGCAUUUAUUUUGCAAGCACUCAGCAAUAUUAAAUUUCCAGUGUUCAAAACACA